Papaver somniferum (opium poppy) is the source of this 1985-nucleotide messenger RNA. RefSeq names its product folate-biopterin transporter 1, chloroplastic-like. Lineage: Eukaryota; Viridiplantae; Streptophyta; Magnoliopsida; Ranunculales; Papaveraceae. The record is from RefSeq and is a predicted model, not a curated record. Gene Ontology annotation, cellular component: membrane. The coding region runs from base 67 to 1761 and encodes 564 amino acids. The transcript is spliced from 9 exons.
AUUUCAUACUUUCAUUUGCUUAAAAGAAACCCGAUACACUGUCACACAGUGUACCCGAUCCUCUUUAUGGCAUUCAUAAGAAACUCCAGUUCACUUCUCGCUUCCACUUUCACUUCCCAAAACCCUUUCUUCUUCUUCUUCCCUUCUCUCUCUCCUACUUUCUCUCAGAUCCACCGGCAAAAACACAACAAACUCACAUGUAAAUCAAAACCCACCCGCCGGAAAUCUAGACAAAAAUCUUCCUCGGAAAAAGACAUGUCUGUCAGCUUACAAAUUCCUCCAUCGGAAGAAGGAGCAUCUUUGCUUGGAUCUAGAACAUCGUCGAGGAGUCACUUACCUUCUUCGGAGAAAGGAGAAGUAUUAGUGACUGAUAAAGAAGGUGAAACAUGCUCUUCCAGUAAAGCUAGUGGACGGAAAAAGAAACCUUACAUAUCGUUCUUUGGGGUGGAUUUAUCCCCAGAUAAUAUUGCGGUUUCAAUGGUAUAUUUUGUACAGGGUGUUUUAGGCCUCUCUAGGCUUGCAGUGAGCUUUUACUUAAAAGAUGACCUCCACCUAGAUCCGGCAGAGACAGCAGUGGUAACUGGUGUAUCUGCAUUGCCGUGGCUUAUCAAACCUCUGUAUGGAUUCAUUAGUGAUUCUGUCCCACUCUUUGGUUACCGAAGAAGGUCAUACCUUGUUCUAUCUGGGCUGCUCGGAGCACUAUCAUGGUCUUUGAUGGCUUCCCUCGUUGAUGACAAGUAUGGCGCUGCUUUCUGCAUUCUUCUUGGAUCUCUAUCUGUUGCCUUUUCUGAUGUGGUUGUAGAUUCCAUGGUUGUUGAACGGGCUCGUGGUGAAUCACAAAGCACGUCUGGCUCUCUUCAGUCUUUAUGUUGGGGAUCCUCAGCUUUCGGUGGGAUAGUUAGUGCUUAUUUUAGCGGCUCCCUGGUUGAUGCUUAUGGUGUUAGGUUUGUUUUCGGGAUCACGGCAUUGCUUCCACUGAUAACGUCUGCUGUUGCUGUUCUUGUUAAAGAAAAACCCACGUCUAGGUCUACAGGAGGAUAUAAUCUUUCUUUAGUGGGUGCAGGAUUUUUUGAGAGCUCAAAGCAGAAUAUUAUUCAGUUAUUGGGUGCCAUCCGGCAGCCAAAUAUAUUUUUGCCCACCUUAUUCAUUUUCCUCUGGCAAGCUACACCUCAUUCAGAGUCUGCUAUGUUUUACUUUACUACGAACAAACUUGGCUUCACCCCGGAAUUUCUUGGUCGUGUCAAGCUUGUCACUUCGGUUGCAUCAUUACUAGGUGUAGGACUGUACAAUGGAUUUUUGAAGAAUGUUCCAAUGCGAAAGAUUUUUCUUGUGACCACCAUUAUAGGUUCAGCACUAGGGAUGACACAGGUUAUACUUGUUACUGGAUUAAAUCGACAAUUUGGCAUAAGUGACGAGUGGUUUGCUGUCGGGGAUUCUUUAAUCAUUACAGUUCUUGGUCAGGCAUCAUUCAUGCCUGUUUUAGUGUUGGCUGCAAGAUUAUGUCCCGCUGGUAUGGAAGCAACACUAUUUGCAACUCUCAUGUCCAUCUCAAAUGGAGGGAGUGUCAUAGGGGGGCUGUUAGGAGCUGGCCUGACACAGCUUCUGGGUGUCACAAGAGACAGCUUUAAUAACUUGACAUUCUUGAUAGUUAUCUGCAAUCUCAGCUCGUUGUUGCCAUUGCCUCUCCUUGGUCUUCUUCCCAAAGACAUUCCAGAUACCAAGCCUGACGAGAAUGGAGAUGUCGAGAUGAAGUCAAAUUGAACUUAUGUAAGCACCUCAAAAUUUUGCUGCAAUGAUUUGAAAUACCUGUUCUCACUGUUUCAUUCACUACAGAAGUCCAAAUUGAACUUAAUACUUAAUUACUUAUACACAAUAUAAAUAUACACUAGAAAUAUACACUGUAACUUAAAUUAAUUUAGUUUACUAAUUAAAAACACCACGAUAGGCCUGUGGUUGGGGACCAACUGCACCUAGUUACUUAAGAA